AGUCGGAAUCCAGGCCGCGGACAAAGCGGAAGUUUAGACGGUUGCUCUGGGUGAACUGUGACAGCAUCGCAUCAAACAAGAAAUCGUUCUCUCCCCCUAAAUCAACCCAGCGUCCCCCUUUCCCUCACCCAUGGCGUCCAACUCCAACAUAGACAUCGAGGGUGCAACCCAGCAUCUUAGGGACAUCCUCAAGCUCGACCGUCCCGGGAACAGCGCCGAUCCGCCAUCAAGCGAUGGUCAGAGGAAGCCAUCUUUCAACGGAGAGCUGAACGGGUUACUGGGAGUGUUGACGAGCACCGACCGGUCGACCAUGUCGGACACCACCAGACCCCUCUCCACAGACGUGAGCACCGCCCAGGAGACCCAGAUAAUCCGCCUCACCGGUGACGACGGCUCCACCUGCAUCCCCAUCACCUCCAACAACGUGGAGGUCGUGGCGAGCCAAGACUCCAGCAUCAGCAGCAAGGCUCGAGGCAGCAGCAAGGUGAAGAUUCAGCCUGUUGCCAAGUACGACUGGGAGCACAGGUAUUACUACGGCAGACUGAUCGCCGUGUCCAACGCCUUCCUGGCCUACGCCAUCAGAGGAGCAAACAACCACGCCAUGAUCCGGGUCCUGACUGUGGACUUUGCUGAGCGCUCGCUGCUUAAGGGGUUCACCGGCGCCGUCACGGAUCUGGCGUUCGCCCACCUCGACUCCUCCCUGUUGGGUUGUGUAGACGAAGCAGGAAACCUGAUGGUCUGGCAGCUCACUUGCACCGGCAGCAAAAUACUAGAUCAGAUUGUGGUUCACAUCCGACGGCCAGAAGACACUCCACUGAACUCCCACCAUCGCCUCAUCUGGUGCCCGUUCAUUCUGGACGACAACGAAGAGAACCAGGACGACACCAGCCAGACUUUGGCCCUUCUGCAUGAAGACAGGGCUGAAGUUUGGGAUCUGGAGGUGUUGAGAGCAAACAACAGCAGCUGGCCUGUCGACGCCGCAGACGUGAAAGAAGGCCUCAUCACCAUCAAGGGACACACUCAGCGAGUCAGUGAAGGUGCACUGUCUCCAGAUGGAACCGUUUUGGCCACAGCCAGCCAUGACGGGUACAUCAAGUUCUGGCAGAUAUACAUCGAAGGAGGGCAGGACAAGCCCAGAUGUCUUCAUGAGUUGCGGCCUCACGGAGGACGUCCGCUGUCCUGCCUUCUUUUCUGCGACAACCACAAAAGACAGGACCCUGAGGUUCCUUUCUGGCGGUUCCUGAUAACUGGAGCUGAUCAGAACCAGGAGCUGAAGAUGUGGUGCACCGUUUCCUGGACCUGUUUACAGACCAUCAGGUUUUCUCCGGAUCCGUUUAACUCAUCAGCUCUGCCGAGUCUCAAGGCCAGUCUGGACCUUUCUGCUGAGUAUCUGAUCCUCACUGACGUCCAGAGGAAGGUCCUGUAUGUGAUGGAGCUGCGACAGGACUUGGAGAAGGGAAAGGCGAGUUUCACGGCGGUGUCAGAGUUCCUGCUGACCCACCCGGUGCUCAGCUUUGGUGUCAGAGACGUCAGCCACAGCCGACUGCGACACACCGAGGUCCUCCCCGCUGAGGAGGAGAGCGAAAGCAUGACUACAGAAGGGACUCAAGGACCCACAGAGUCCAAGUCUGGGAUCCAGAUUAAGCUCUACUGUGUCCACACCAAGAGUUUGCAGGACGUCCAGAUCUGGUUUCAGCCCAACGUGAGUUCAGGCUCUGCAGGCUUCCUUCCCCAUUCUGACUCUCAGGAUGGUCUUGCAGGGUUUUCUGACCAUCUCACUGACCAGAGCUCUGAUAAGGAGUCGGGAAGUGGCUCCCAGACCGACCUGAGGAAGAUCCCGUCGCUUCCUGCUCCCUCUGACUUCUUGUCAAACUCUGGAGCCGGCAGCGGAGCGAUGCCCAAACUGAUGACCCCGGACGCCUUCAUGACACCGAGCACUUCGGUGCCAGCGUCUCCAGGCAGCAGCGCCAGCAGUCUGACCAUUGUGACAGCGAUCAGCAGCAACUCUGACUCGACCAACAGAAACAUGGAUGAUGUCAGUCAGAGUCCGAACAGAGCAGACAACAGCAGCAGCAGUCUGACUCUCUCCACCUCCACCAGCAGCCCGAGAGCUGCUUCUGCUGUGCUGCUGCCUGGACUCGAGAACCUACAGGCUUUGACGUCCUCCGGUGGUCCUCUGGUGCUCGACAACCCUCAGGUUCUGGAUUCUCCACUCCUGCCACCCCUGACCUCUCCGACCAGGGCUCGCUCCCCAGACGUCAUCUCCUCGGCCUCCACCGCCAUGUCCCAGGACAUGCCAGAGAUCGCGUCUCAGACUCUGCAGCUUCAGCGUGGACUGGUGUCCAGCUUGGAGCCCUUACCUCUCUCUGCCCUCCAGACAGACAGCAUGGCCUCGGCUGCCUCUGCUCUGCAUCUGCUGACAUCUCCUCGAACAGCCAACAACAACAGCCUGCUGCCCCUUGAGCUUGGAGGUGGAGACGGGCCGGUUAGUGGUUCGGUGGAGUCGGAGCCCAGACUCAGCCACACUCCUUCUCUACUGGAAAACGCAUUAUCGCAGGAGAACCCAGGGGCUGGAGGAGGCUCCUCAGAUGGCAGCGUGAGCCAUACACCCUGGCCGGCUGCCCCGGACAUCACCAGGGAAACCAGGAACAGUCUCAGGGACAACGGUCUCGGAGAGUGCUCGAGAGAAGAGGCGAAGGACAGACACUUGAGCUCGCCUUACCAUCUGCGCUCGUAUCACCUCACACAGAACGACAGUCAGGAUGCCGGCGGCGAGCAGAGUGACCCUGACGACGAGGUGGCCAGUCUGGCUUCGUCCUCUGGAAACUGUGGCUCUCGCUCCUCUCACAGAAUACCGGUGAAGGACUGGAAGACGUCGCCGCGAGGCUCACCCAAACUGAAGAGGAAGAUGAAGAAAGAUGACAGUGAAUCAUCUCAGUCCAGACAAAUGGAUUCUGCUCAGUUUAAUGCUGAAGUGCAGGACGAGCUGCUGAUGCUGCUGCGUAGCCAGCAGAGGGAGCUGACUGAGCUGCGUGGACAGAUUGAAACCAUGCAGAGCUCCAUUAUGGCUCAGGUGGAGCACGUCCUGACAAACCACCAGGAACAAGAGCGACGAAGACUAGAGCGAGUUUUGGCGGAGAGUCAGAAUCACCAGCAGCAGCUCCAGGAGCAUCUCAGCCAGCAGCUCAGUCACGCCCUCAGCUCGGCUCUGACCAACCGCAUGGACAAAGUGCUUCGAGAGGAGGUCAAGAAAACUGUCCCACAAACGAUCUCCAAGAGUCUGGAGCCAGUGACGGGUCAGCUGAACAACACGAUUGCAGCUAAACUGACCGCCGUGGAGAUCACCCUGAAGGAUAACGUCGGCAAGGUGGUCAAAUCAAAGAACACGACGGAUGCGAUUGGACGAGCAGCAGCUGAGGCGAUGCAGGGUCCGAUCCAAGCCACCUACAAAGAUGCCUUCCAGAGCAUCGUGCUGCCCGUCUUCGAGAGAGGCUGCCAGUCGAUGUUUCAGCAAAUCAACGAAAGCUUCAAACAAGGCACACAAGAAUACAUCCAGCAGUUGGAGACUCACAUGAAGAGCAGGAAGCAGAGAGAACAGGAGACGCGAGACCCAGUGAUCGGACAGCUGCAGCAGAUGAUCGACGGCUUCCAGAGCUCCACCGAUCAGUUGGCCAACAACGUCACAGCCAACGUCCGGGCUGAAGUCCAGCACCAGAUCCAGAUCAUGGUGGCAAAUUUGCAGGAGUCUAUUCUUAGCCACGUCCAGCGGAUCGUCAAAGGGGAGGUGAGCCUGGCGAUGAAGGAACAGCAGGCGGUGGUCACCUCCAGCAUCAUGCAGGCCAUGAGGUCGGCGGCUGGCACCCCGGUUCCCACAGCCCACCUCGACUACCAGACGCAGCAGGCCAACAUCCUGCAGCUGCUCCAGCAGGGCCAGCUCAACCAGGCUUUCCAGCAGGCCUUAUCGGCAACGGAUCUGAACCUGGUCUUGUAUGUUUGCGAGACCAUCGACUCCCAGCAGGUGUUUGGUCAGAGCCCCUGUCCUCUCAGCCAGCCGGUGCUGCUGUCGCUCAUCCAGCAGCUUUCUUCUAACCUCGCGACCCGCCCGGAGCUCAAAAUGAGCUACCUGGAAGACGCACUAAUGAACCUGGACCACGGCGAUCCGCUGACCAGAGACCACAUGUCCUCGGUGUUGGCUCAGGUCCGACCCAAGCUGUUCACCUUCCUGCAGCAGGACCCCCACAGUCCGCUCAGCAAGCGGGCUCGGCGCCUCAUGAUGAUGCUGCAGGGAUUGGUCAACCACUAGUCUGUUCUCCAUGGUGGACUCGCCGUCACUUCUCCACGAAUGUUUCAGAGGAGAAGCCAACGAGGACGGGUUCACUGUCCCCUAAAUCCACUCUUCACCCCCCCGUCCUUCCUGUUCCUACACCAGUGAAGUGUCAAGUUAAGAAAUAGACAGUUUUCUGUUACUCUUAUUCUUCCUCCCCUCCUUCCCUGCAAGACAAUAAAGGUCUGGACUGAAAAGACUGUCGUCGAUUUCUGUUGAAGAGACUCUUGAGUUGGCUGUAGAUAAAUCCAGACCUCGCUGCUGUUUUCAUGAACAACACAUCUGCCCGACGCUCCCUCCGAUGUCACUUCAUCCAGAUGUGCAAAAGACUCAACGAAUGUCCAGCCGAGCGGAGUUCCUUCAUCUGUGUUUUGGGAUGCUGGAGCUACUCGAGGAACACGUUUCGCCUCAGAGACGUCGCCUUGUAUUUUGGCCUUAAGAGCAAACAGCAGGCUUGGAUGCAUUUUUGGUUCUUUUUUCUUUAACAACACAGACCAGCAUCCUCUUCGCUGCCCUCAGUUCGGUUCUUUUAAAGCUCAAUCUGGGCAACAAAAAAAACACCCAAAGCUGCGUUGUGUUUCAGUUGUUUCUUUAUAGCUCGGAGACACUAAUAGUUUCUUCAUAUGCAUAUCUCACUCUGAUUUCUGAAGGAAUAAAUAAGUGAAAUAACAUUUAUCGUGUUUGCUGGAGAGUAUCCCCUUUAAGACGAAGCCGGCAGCCGUCCAUGUGUACAGCUCUGUCCUGUAAACCUCCUCUUCCUCCUCUUCUUCUUGUUUUUCUUCUGCCCUGCUUUAUUUUUUAUAUAUAAACAUCUAGUAUUUGUAAGCCAUGUAUACUUGCUUUAAGAGUUUGUCGGAAGGAGCUUAAUAAAAACGAAUCGUUACUGAAGCCGUUCUGUUUUGCCGGGUUGCUCCAAACCACAUCUGUGAAAGCUCCUUGUGCAGUCGCUUCCCUCCGCCUCCAGGGUGCGCCACUUAGUCGGACACUCGCCCUGCUUGACAUUUCCACAAGUCAUUUCUGCUCUUACAGUAUCAAGACAGUGAGACUUUGGGUUGUAAAUGCACCGUUUGUUUGUGUAUGAUACCGACUGUACAGCCACACACACACACACGUUGGUUUGAUUACAGGGUGGCCACACUGUUGUUGUUUUUUUGGGUUUUUUUUUGUUUUUUUGCUGAUUGUACAAAUAAAGUUCUGUUCAUUUGACCCGUGUGUUAGAAUCUGUCUAGCAAGUGCCUUACUGUAUUUGACCUGUCAUCAGACGACUUGUAAUGUUCAAGCGUUUCCCCCCCGUUUUCCAAGCAUUUAAAAUCAGCAGUAAUGAGGCCAGAGUGGUGUUGUGUUUGCAAACGUUUGACAGCCGGUUCGGAUGUUGGUCUCGUCUCGGCAGAAAACCCAGAGAAGUUCUAUUUUGACUACUAGCAGCUGCAGACCGGAGCUCAGAGUGGCCGUUGGUUUGUUUGUUUUCCUCUCUUUCCGUUGUGUCUGCCUCCCUUCAGCUUGGACGGUUUAUGUUGUAUCUUUUACAGUUUCUUUUACCCUAAACAUUUUGGAAUAAAAAAAGACUUGUUCAA
This is a messenger RNA of Acanthochromis polyacanthus (spiny chromis), 5898 nucleotides long. It is a transcript of the gene edc4, whose product is annotated as enhancer of mRNA decapping 4. Gene Ontology annotation, cellular component: P-body. The transcript is spliced from 30 exons. NCBI's taxonomy places the organism in Eukaryota, Metazoa, Chordata, Actinopteri, Pomacentridae. Bases 131 to 4303 code for a protein of 1390 amino acids. The record is from RefSeq and is a predicted model, not a curated record. Gene Ontology annotation, biological process: deadenylation-independent decapping of nuclear-transcribed mRNA. Gene Ontology annotation, molecular function: protein binding.